Messenger RNA from Folsomia candida, 915 nucleotides. RefSeq lists its product as uncharacterized. The transcript has a single exon. Bases 1 to 915 code for a protein of 304 amino acids. Lineage: Eukaryota; Metazoa; Arthropoda; Collembola; Entomobryomorpha; Isotomidae. Gene Ontology annotation, molecular function: nucleic acid binding; RNA-DNA hybrid ribonuclease activity. The record is from RefSeq and is a predicted model, not a curated record.
AUGUGCGACAACUACCUGGAACUACCUGGGCUCCUCUGUUUUACGGAUGGGUCUAAGAGUAAGAGUGGGUCUGGUGCAGCCUUCAUAAUUGGUGAAGGCGGAAACUUUAUGGAUGGGGCUAGUGGCGUUAUACCUUUGGGAGUGUAUGCUACGGUCUUCCAGGCUGAACAGAUUGGAGUUCUUUCGGCGUGUAACUACAUGUCAGCAAAUCCAAAUCAACACAAAGAAGUGAACAUCUUUGUUGACAAUCGCAGUGUCCAUGACUCCCUACUAAGUGAGCGGCUGAUGUCGUCGCUCACGGUGGAGCUUCAUAGGGCGCUGCAGCAACUUAGUAUUCACAAAGAUAUUACCUUACAUUGGAUCCCUUCUCACUGGGGUUUAUGGGGUAAUGAAGAAGUGGAUAAACUGGCUAAAGAAGCUGCCAGUAUGACAAACUGCGGUCCAGAGCCAGUUAUCCCUGUCAACUUAACAAUUGGAAAAUUUUCCAUCAAACAGUGGGCUCAAAAUGAACAUCGGGUCUAUUGGUCUAACUUACUUAAUUGUAAGAUAUCAAAGUUGGCCCUGCCAAUACCUUACAAGGGUCUCAGUGGGAAAUCACUUGGGCCCACGAGGGAUGGUAUGAGGCUAACAACUUUUGCCAUCACAGGACAUUUUAAUUUGAAUGGGCAUCUAUAUAAGAUGGGCCUACUUGAAUCUCCCAUCUGCGAAAAAUGCGGGGAAGGGGACGAGACAAUGGCUCAUAUACUUCCAGACUGUCCCGCUUACAGUGCCCUGAGAUUUAGCACCUUCCUUCGUUCCACCUUAAAGAUGGAGGAAGUAUGGGAGUAUCCUCUCAAAGAUGUACUGGCCUUUUUAAGGUCUGGUAGAUUCGCCAGCUUUGUAGCUGGGGAAUCGAGAGAGGCUCCGACACAAUAA